Molecule: messenger RNA, 1374 nt
Organism: Rhagoletis pomonella (apple maggot)
Lineage: Eukaryota; Metazoa; Arthropoda; Insecta; Diptera; Tephritidae
Source: RefSeq, a predicted model, not a curated record
AUGGGAAACUCAAACUUUAGAAGUGACUCUUGCAGCGACGGCACUAACGCAGGGUCAGGUGGUGCCAAGGAAAAACACCUUAAAUCAACCCCUACCCUUCCUAUUGUUGAUGGGUCUUCCACAGCAAGCAACCAUGCUUUCUUGAAAGCGGAGAAAUCUAUGAGUAGAUCUGCAUCAGGCGCGGAUGUUACGGAGAAGUAUUUGACACAAUUCGUACCAAUUGAAAAGUUAUCCGAAAUACUUAAGGAGAAAUCAGCCAAGCAUAGUGUCAAUGGCAUAGUUGCGGACGUAUUUGUGUCGCAAGUAUUUCCUCAAUAUGCUGAUUUAGGUAAACGACUUUUUCGACUAAUGCAUUCAGCAUCGAAAGCUACAACUGCCUAUCUUGGUACUGUAGCAUUCCGCCAACAAUGCGAACGAUUUCUUGGCAUAAUGGAUGAUGACAAAACUUUGGAAUGUUAUAUAAAAAUGUUUGCAGAAGAGGACAAUCCAGAUUUUAUUACUAAAGAAGGAGUGACCCGCUUACUUUUCACGUGCUAUACUAUAGCUAUGCAACACUCCGGCAACGCAAUAUUAUGCCCAGCGAUCAAUCGAACCUUCGGUUCGGUGACCAAAUCAAUAUUUUUUAGCCACGACAAUCUAAGUGUAGGCUUUGUUUGUCGUUGGUUUGAACAGAAUCUUAUUCGUUUGGUCGCGUUGGUGCAUAAAUAUUGUGUACAUACAUUGUCAACUGCUUAUAGAGGUCUUGAACAACAUAAUCAAUCAUGCGGCAUUGAACUACAAACACCAGUGUUGGAACAACGUAAUCCAUUUCCUGAUGCAGCCGGCAGAGAUACUGGUAAUUCAAAAUACGAGUCCUUAAUGCCAUUAUCACAAGCGUGGCUAUUGGCAGGCGCCCUUCCACCACUUUACUCCAAACCGCAGACCAUCCAAUCUCCAAACGCUAAUAAGUCAUCUGCAGCGCAAAUUUUCAAAGAUAAACUUUCCAUGAUGCCAUCACAUUGGGCUUUAUUAUAUGACUCGAAUGAACAUGGGUUGGGUGCUAAUCGGUUUCUGCACCAUGUUCUUGGCUACCGCGGACCAACACUUGUUUUAAUACACACCAAGGACGACCAGACUUAUUGCAUUGCCUCGCCAACUGAAUGGAAAGAAACGCAUUUGUAUACGGGAGGGGAAGGUAGUUGCAUUCUUCAACUUUUUCCAAAGUUUGUGAUAUUGGAGAAGAAGUCCAAUAUUUUGUAUUUAAAUACAAGCAUACGUGGUUAUCCUAAGGGACUUCGUGCUGGAUCAGAUCCCAGAAAACCAGUUAUUGCUGUAGACGAACAUUUUGAAAAUGUGGAUUGCAAAGGAUUAGCAGCAGAACUGAUAGCGAUCGAG